AAAACAAGGAUCUACGAUGGUAAAUUAUAGAUAGGAAAAUUUACCGUUCUUGACCAGCAGUGUCCCAUAUCUGAGCUUUGAUAGUUUUACGAUCGAUUUCAAGUGUUCUUGUCUGAAACUCGACACCGAUCGUUGCUUUAGAUUCGAUACUGAACUCGUUUCUUGAAAACCUAGCGAGAAGCUGAGAUUUACCAACAGCAGAGUCGCCGAUCAAGACUACCUUGAACACAUAAUCUAUCUUCUGAUUGAAAUUGCUCUGAAAUUUUGACAUCGUUCACACCAAAAUCACAAGCUUAUAGAUUUUAGAGGCGAUAGAAAUGACUUAGUUGUAAUAUAAGAUCUCUGAUGUAAUAAGAAGAGGAGAGAUCUAAAAGAUGAAAGUGGGUUGCGACUUGUGAAGCAUCGGGAGACGUGAAGGGAAGAAACGAGGAGGGAACACCAACGAAAGUGGGUCCCGCCUUUUGUUUCCUUUUUCUUUUCAUUCCUUUUUGACGUCAUUCUUUUUUUUUUUUUUGCAAAUCUCAGCGACCACAAAAAAACACACUUAAAAUCCAAUUUCACCCUCUCUCGUCUACCUCCGGUCGUCUCGCCGUUCUCCUCCUCCUCCACUAUAGCUGCCUGUAUUCGUCUUCUCUAUCACCCUCGUUAUCUGGAUCUGAAAUAUUAGGUGAUACGAAGCCAUGACAGUUUCAGAAGCUUAUAGUCCACCUCUGUUCAGUAUAGCCCCGAUGAUGGGAUGGACAGACAAUCAUUACAGAACUCUAGCGCGUCUUAUAACAAAACACGCAUGGCUCUACACUGAAAUGUUAGCUGCUGAAACCAUUGUCUAUCAAGAAGAUAACCUGGACAGCUUUUUGGCAUUCUCUCCAGACCAACAUCCCAUCGUUCUUCAAAUUGGUGGAAGAAACUUGGAAAAUUUGGCUAAAGCAACCAGACUUGCUAAUGCUUACGCCUAUGAUGAAAUUAAUUUUAACUGUGGAUGUCCUAGCCCAAAAGUAAGUGGACGAGGUUGUUUUGGUGCUCUUCUUAUGCUUGACCCGAAGUUUGUUGGUGAGGCUAUGUCUGUCAUUGCAGCCAAUACCAAUGCAGCUGUCACUGUCAAAUGUCGAAUAGGUGUUGAUGAUCAUGAUUCAUAUAAUGAGCUUUGUGAUUUCAUUCAUAUAGUUUCUUCAUUAUCUCCUACUAAGCAUUUCAUCAUACAUUCGCGGAAGGCAUUACUGUCUGGACUUAGCCCGUCAGAUAACCGUCGAAUUCCGCCCUUAAAAUACGAGUUUUUCUUUGCCCUUUUGCGUGAUUUCCCGGACUUAAAGUUCACAAUAAAUGGAGGCAUAAACUCUGUGGUUGAGGCAGAUGCCGCAUUAAGGUCUGGAGCUCAUGGCGUUAUGCUUGGGCGUGCUGUAUACUACAAUCCCUGGCACAUUUUGGGACACGUCGAUACUGUAGUUUACGGAUCUCCAAGCAGUGGAAUUACAAGGCGACAGGUUCUUGAAAAAUAUAAACUAUAUGGAGAGUCUGUUCUCGGGAAAUAUGGAAAAGGCCGACCAAAUCUUCGAGAUAUAGUGAGGCCAUUGAUCAAUUUGUUCCACUCGGAGUCUGGAAAUGGCCAGUGGAAACGUAGAACCGAUGCUGCUCUCUUGCACUGCACCACCUUACAAUCAUUCUUAGACGAAGUGUUACCAGCAAUACCCGACUAUGUCCUCGAUUCAUCUGCUGUCAAAGAGGCGACUGGACGUGAAGAUCUAUUUGCAGAUGUACAACGUUUGUUGCCUCCUCCUUACGAAAAAGAAUCUUUCAAAGCAUUGGAAAGGAUACCAACGAGACCUGUGAUUCUUGAUGAGGAAUGACAAAUCUAUUUUUUUUCUUAGCCAUACUUGAAACAUCACGAGGAUGAAGAUUCGACUUUGUGCAUGCAGCUACAAAGAUGUGAUGUUAUUUUGAAUCUAUUUUGAUCACUGGAUUUGAAAGAUCAGGAAAAGAAAAAACGUAGAAGAAAGCAAGAGAUAUGUAAUAUGUUUGGAUCAAAUGUAGUAUCAGAUGUUUUGCAAGAAAAGUUUUCGGAAAUCCACUUAA
Molecule: messenger RNA, 2070 nt
Organism: Arabidopsis thaliana (thale cress)
Lineage: Eukaryota; Viridiplantae; Streptophyta; Magnoliopsida; Brassicales; Brassicaceae
Product: Aldolase-type TIM barrel family protein
Exons: 12
Coding region: 681-1844 (387 amino acids)
Biological process (GO): tRNA processing; tRNA dihydrouridine synthesis
Molecular function (GO): flavin adenine dinucleotide binding; tRNA dihydrouridine synthase activity
Source: RefSeq, marked reviewed